CUCGCGCACUCGCAGCUCGGUAUAUAAAGGAGGGCGGCGGAGCGCGGAGGACGGCUGGACAGCGCAGCCCUUGGGACUAGUAUAACCUAAACUGUACAGAUCUGUGAUCGAAGACGUGAUCAAUGACGUCCGAGAGCUCUUCCUGGAUGAGGGAGUGGAUGAGCAGGUCCUCAUGGAGCUUAGAACACUGUGGGAGAGCAAGCUGAUGCAGUCCAAGGCGGUGGAGGGCUUUCACACGGAGGAGCAGCAGAUCCUGCAGGCGCAGCAGCAGCAGCAGCAACAGCAGCAGCAAUCCCAGCAGCCCCAGGUCAUCAUUCCGCCCGCCCAGCAAGCUCCCCAGCAGCAAGUUAUUGUACAAGAUUCAAAAUUACUACAGCACAUGAACGCCACAGGGAUGAGCGCAGCCGCCACUGCUGCAACUCUGGCCUUGCCCACAGGUGUCAGCCCCUAUCAGCAGCUCAUUACCAAUCAAGGUCAAAUCCUGCAGGUGGUGAGAGCUCCGAACGGGGCCCAGUACCUCAUCCAGCCCCAGCAGCAGGUGGUGCUGCAGCAGCAGGUCCUGCCGCAGAUGCAGCCCAGUGGGGUGCAGGCCCCCGUCAUUCAACAGGUCCUGACUCCCCUCCCAGGUGGGAUCCCUCAGCAGACUGGGGUUAUCAUUCAGCCUCAGCAGAUCGUCAUUGCUGGCAAUAAAGUCCCUCAGAAUGCACAGACUUGGCUGGAUUCCGUAGAGGCGGCCGGGUGCUGGCAGGCGGUGCGAUGGUGUGCUGCCCGUGAGGAGUUGAGAGACGAGCAGCUCUGUCUGCGCCUCCCCCUCUCCCCCGUGUGCGGUCACAGGGUCAUGCAGGCGGCUCCCAUGGCCGCCCCCGCGGGCCAGAGCACCGCGCAGGUGCCGCCGCAGCAGCAGCAGCAGCAACAGCAGCAGCCCGCGCAGCCGCCCAUGAUGCUGCAGGUGGACGGGGCCGGCGACACGUCCUCGGAGGAAGACGAGGAGGAAGAGGACGAGUACGACGAAGACGAGGAGGAGGACAAGGACAAAGACGGAGGAGAAGACGGUCAAGUGGAAGAGGAGCCUUUGAACAGCGGGGACGACGUGAGCGACGAGGAGGGCCAGGAGCUGUUUGACACGGAGAACGUAGUUGUGUGCCAAUAUGACAAGAUUCACAGAAGUAAGAAUAAAUGGAAAUUCCACCUCAAAGAUGGAAUCAUGAACCUAAAUGGAAGAGAUUACGUAUUUUCUAAAGCCAUCGGGGAUGCAGAAUGGUAAAAGUGACUGGUAUUUUGUAAAGCAAUGCAAGACACAUCAUGCUUUGGAUGAUACGCACUUCAGCUGACUUGUGGGGAAAACUGAGCUACUGGAAGUGUUAAAUGCAACACUAUGAUAAGAUCAAGCCUCCCUCUUUGUACAGCUUAUGUGUGAUGUCAAUUUGUAUACAGGUAUUUAUAACUUAAUAUUGCUGUUGACUGGUAAAAACAACUGGAGUCUGGAACAGUGUUUUUAUUUUAUUUUUUCCCCCACAACGUGCAACCAUAGAAAUGAAGAGAAAAACUUCAGGGAAUCUUUUGGUUUACAUUAGCAUUCAACAAAUUAGAUGCAAAUUCAUAACCCAAUUAAAGGCCUGUUUUCUGGGCAUACUGAGUGUGAAUGGGAUAGUUGUUCUCAGAUAUUUUGCAUGGACUCGGGUUAACUGGGAGUCCUGCGGAAUACACCUGAUCUUGGUCUCAUAUCUGAGGAUGAUAGUUUUCAGUGGGGGUACAGUAUGAAUUUUAUUUGCCAGUACUACAGACACUAAGCUUCCAUACACCACUCAGCCUAAAGACCGAAAUUGCUCAUUGGAGUCUUUUAGCAGUUUGAUGUCUCCUUUUCACACAUCGUUCUGCACAACAUAAACUACAGGUAUGUUUGUCCGCAUCUUGUCGUGUUAUACAUGGAAUCUUUUUUUUUUUUU
Molecule: messenger RNA, 1946 nt
Organism: Lepisosteus oculatus (spotted gar)
Lineage: Eukaryota; Metazoa; Chordata; Actinopteri; Semionotiformes; Lepisosteidae
Gene: gtf2a1
Product: general transcription factor IIA, 1
Biological process (GO): transcription initiation at RNA polymerase II promoter; transcription by RNA polymerase II
Cellular component (GO): transcription factor TFIIA complex
Source: RefSeq, a predicted model, not a curated record